GCUGGUGAGACUGCAGCCAAACGAGUCUGCAGAGACACGACUGAGUUAAUCUGUGCAGACGUCAGGAGGCUCAGCGAGGAGUGAGGAGACAGCGAGGAGGCUCAGCGAGGAGACAGUGAGGAGACAGUGAGGAGGCUCAGCGAGGAGUGAGGAGACAGUGAGGAGGCUCAGCGAGGAGUGAGGAGACAGUGAGGAGGCUCAGCGAGGAGUGAGGAGACAGUGAGGAGACAGCGAGGAGUGAGGAGACAGUGAGGAGGCUCAGCGAGGAGUGAGGAGACAGUGAGGAGACAGUGAGGAGACAUUGAGGAGGCUCAGUGAGGAGUGAGGAGACAGUGAGGAGGCUCAGUGAGGAGAUGCUGUCCGGCUGCUGGGUCCCGGUGCUGCUGCUGCUGCUGCUGCUGCUGCUGCCGACUGUAACUGAGGCUCAGAGUGGUGAUGGAGAAACUGACAUGGAGCUCAGACUCAGCUGCACCUCCCACAUCAUGAUGGACAACAGCAGUGUGACCUGCCAGCUGGUUGGAGGGCGGAGCGACAGUGAGGAUGAUGAAGAUGAUGAAGCUGACGGCAUCGAGAGAAUGACGGCCUGCUUCAAGUGGGAGGGGGAGGAGAAGUGCGUGGAGGGCUUCGGGAACACCAUCCACUCCAAACAUCUGAACCCUAUAUUAGACUUCAAUGUGACGGCUCACCUGAAGAGAGGAGGCCAGAUUUCAACCGUGAUCAACCUGAAGAAAAUAGUCAAACCGAGAAGUCCUCAGGUGUGGAACGUGACAUUCAACCAGGAGUCCAACCAGGCUUUCAUUUAUAUCCGCAUUCCGUACCACAAAGAUUACCUGAAAGUAGACAAUCAGCUCUUCCAGCUGCACAUCUGGAACAAGAGCAGCAGCAUAUAUCAGAACGUCUCCUCAUCAGACCAUGUCAUCCUGAAGAUUGACAUGGAGCGUCUCAGAAGUAACGCAAAGUACCAGGUCAAAGUUCGAGCCAUACCAAAGAGUCACCUGCAGGGUUCCUGGAGCGAGUGGAGUGAGAUGUUCAGUUUCUCUACUGUUGCUGGUGACAGUGAGCAUACGGAGACGUACACACUGAUUGUGUGUCUCGUUCUUCUGGCGGUGGUGACUUCCAGUGUUGUUUUGUUCUGGAAGAACAAAAUACUAACCUUCAUGUGGCCAAGCAUCCCGCACCCCAAACACACACUGGUGCAGAUCUGCAAGCCAAAUAAAGGCCUCCUGCUCAACUUCAAACCUGAGGUGUUCAGUGCUCUCAAGGUGUAUCCCAUGGAGAAAACAGAGGAGACCGAGCCGUCGAUCACCGCUGCUGCUGCUGAAGACAACCCGUCCAAUCCUGCCUGCUCCACCCACAGCUCCGACUCCUCCAGGAGCACCACCAGCAUCAGCACUGAGGAGCUGGAGCUGUCUGCCCUGCUGAGCAGGAGCUCCUCCGAGGGAGAGGACGGCCUCCAGAGCACCAGUCCGUCCCCCGUCCACGUCCCCCAGCCGGAGGAGAGACGUCGCAGCCCUCAGCCUGAGAGCAGCGGUGGAGGAGAUGAAGCUGAGGAGUCUGGAGGGAGCCAGCAGGAGGAGGCCUACGUCACCAUGUCCAGUUUCUAUCAGAUCAAGUAGAUCAGCAGGAGGAACAGAGACUGACAGACAACCACAACCAAACUUCUGAGAAAUAAUCUUCAGGAUGCUUUCUAAAAUCAGCCCGACCAACCCUGAUGACGUCAGAAGAUACGUCUGAGGAUUCAAGUUACGGCCAAUCAGAGACAACGAUGGACUCACCUCUGCUGCGUGGCCUCACUCAGAACAAUCCAUACGUGACGUAUUAUUCUGCAAAGGCACACAACUUUAUUAUUUAUUGAAGUGUUUUUGAUGUCAUCACCUCCAGCAGCAGAUCAAGACUCAGUCUGUCAGCCUGUCAACAUGUGACGAGUAGCAGUUUGGUAAAUGUGUGCUGUCGACCCCGAGGUACUGACAUGUAGCUUCUAUUGUAUUCUGUAGUUUUUGAUUAUAUCAGGUUUAUUUUCAUGUUAUUUUACACAUCAUAUACCGACAACUUCCUCAUGAAGUCAUCUGGAGUUGUUGGAGGAACUUUAGAGGAUCAAACUAGUGUUUCUGUGUGUUUUACUACAGCUGAUUGGUUGAAGUCUACCUGUCACAACCAGGCUGCCUGGGAAGAAGUCCCACAACUUCUAUACUGAUCUGAAUCAAACAGAUGGGUGACAGAUCUCCUAUAAGCACUUCAAGAAUACCUUUUUAAAAACUACCUGAUCCACCGGGAGGAUCACGAGAACUCUUCAAUGACUCUAACAACCAAUUACAAGACAACUACAACCCGUUAAUAAACAGAGGAACCACCUGAAGCUCCUUCAAUAACCACAUAAGAAAUCUAAGUGACCAAAGCUCCAGAUCAAAGUAGAUAACGAUAAAAAGAACUUCUACACUGACCACAAGGACAACCUUAAAAACCCCUGGAACCUUCUCAAAGACCGCCUGAACUGCCUCAAAUACCACCAGGUCCCGGGUGUCCUGCCACCUCCAGCCAUUAACAGUUUCAGAGGAUUUUAUGUUUUUGUCAUUCAGAGCUCGUGUGUCUGCAUCCAGAACGUUUCACUUACUUUUAUGUUUUGCCUUUAAUUCGUCACCCAUCUGUUUCAAGAUUAACUGUAAUUAUUGAAACAUACAAGCAGCAGCGAGGUCCUCUGAAAGAAAGCUGCUCGUAUCUGCACUGAAACUGUGGGAGAAGUGUCGGUGGGUCGGGUUCUUCUCCAGGUCGAUCACAUGGUGAUGAUCAGGCCGAGGCUGCAGGACAGAUGUGGGUGUGUUGCUGCAGCAACCCGACAUCAAACACACAA
Messenger RNA from Acanthopagrus latus (yellowfin seabream), 2848 nucleotides. RefSeq names its product interleukin 7 receptor (gene il7r). Lineage: Eukaryota; Metazoa; Chordata; Actinopteri; Spariformes; Sparidae. The record is from RefSeq and is a predicted model, not a curated record. Gene Ontology annotation, cellular component: external side of plasma membrane; membrane. Bases 354 to 1616 code for a protein of 420 amino acids. Gene Ontology annotation, biological process: cytokine-mediated signaling pathway; positive regulation of receptor signaling pathway via JAK-STAT; hemopoiesis. The transcript is spliced from 8 exons. Gene Ontology annotation, molecular function: protein binding; cytokine receptor activity.